This is a messenger RNA of Schizosaccharomyces japonicus yFS275, 2953 nucleotides long. Its product is annotated as U4/U6 X U5 tri-snRNP complex subunit Prp1. Gene Ontology annotation, cellular component: ribonucleoprotein complex; U4/U6 x U5 tri-snRNP complex; nucleus. Lineage: Eukaryota; Fungi; Ascomycota; Schizosaccharomycetes; Schizosaccharomycetales; Schizosaccharomycetaceae. Gene Ontology annotation, biological process: mRNA splicing, via spliceosome; mRNA cis splicing, via spliceosome; RNA processing. The transcript has 4 exons. The record is from RefSeq and is a predicted model, not a curated record. The coding region runs from base 40 to 2772 and encodes 910 amino acids.
CGCGGAAUACAAUUUACUUCACUGCGAAGCAAUUCUUCCAUGGCUACGUUCAACCCAAAUUUUUUGAACGAAAAGCCUCCUCCUAAUUAUGUUGCAGGCAUUGGCCGUGGAGCUACAGGAUUCACAACAAGAUCAGAUUUAGGACCAGCUCAAGAGGCUCUUCCCUCUGCUGACGAUAUAAAAAAUGCAAUUGAGAAGCGGCGAAAUGCACCAGAAGAAGCAGACGACGUAGACCCACGUUACCAAGAUCCAGACAAUGAAGUAGCCCUGUUUGCGACAGCUCCAUAUGAUAAAGAAGAUGAAGAGGCUGACCGCAUCUAUUCCGCUGUUGAGGAGAAUUUAGCAAUGCGACGAAAACAUCAACGUGAGCGUCAAGAACAAUUACAACGGGAAGAGUACGAAAGGAAACAUCCCAAAGUCUCUCAGCAAUUUGCUGACCUGAAACGUGGUCUGUCGCUACUUACUGAUGAAGAUUGGGCCAACAUUCCAGAAGUUGGAGACUUAACACGCAAGCGGAGGAAAAAAGAACCACGCCGUGAGCGUUUUUAUGCCACUUCGGAUUUCGUUUUGGCAAGUGCGCGGCAGGAAGGUCAAUUAGACUCAACGAUCGAUGUGAAUGAGGGGGAUGGAACAUCAACCCCGGCAGGCACGAAAACCAACUUCGUUGAAAUUGGCGCUGCCCGUGAUAAGGUACUGGGUAUUAAAUUAGCACAAGCGUCUUCCUCUCUAACAUCUCCAUCUACUGUCGAUCCUAAAGGCUAUUUAACGAGUCUGGACAGUAUGAUACCCCAAAGCGGUACCGAUCUCGGAGACAUUAAAAAGGCACGAACGCUCCUCAAAAGUGUAAUUGAAACAAAUCCUAAGCAUGCCUCUGGCUGGGUUGCUGCCGCCAGAUUAGAGGAGGUUGCGAACAAACCAUCGCAAGCACGCGCCCUCAUUUUGACGGGAUGUAAAAACUGCCCUAAAUCUGAAGACGUAUGGCUUGAGGCCAUUCGACUUCAUCCUCCUCAGGAAUCGAGAAUUAUCGUUACGGAUGCAGUCAGAAACUUACCGAAUUCAAUUGCUCUUUGGCUGCAGGCGGCCAAAUUGGAAAAUCAGGUAACGACCAAAAAACGUAUCCUAAAAAAGGCUUUGGAAGUGAAUUCCACUUCGGUCCGAUUGUGGAAAGAGGCCGUGAAUUUGGAGGAAGAUCCAGAAAGUGCUCGGGUCUUACUAGCGAGAGCAGUAGAACUGAUACCUAUGUCGGUUGACCUGUGGCUUGCCUUGGCGCGUCUCGAAACUUACGAGAAUGCAAAGAAGGUUCUUAACAAGGCACGGAAAACUAUUCGUACCUCCUACGAAAUUUGGAUUGCGGCUGCUCGUUUGGAAGAACAGCAGACCAACGUUGAGCGGGUCGAAAAAAUCAUGGCUCGCGGUAUUAGUGAAUUACAACAGACGGGUGGUAUGUUGCAAAGAAACCAGUGGCUGCAGGAAGCAGAGAAAUGCGAAUCUGAGGGAGCUAUUUUCACAGCGCAGGCCAUCAUCAAUACAUGUUUAGCUAUCGAUCUGGAUGAGGAGGAUCAAUAUGAAACAUGGAUGGAUGAUGCACAGUCCAUGCUUUCCCGAAAAGCUAUAGGGUGUGCACGCGCUGUGUUUGCAUAUGCCAUUCGGGUGUAUCCGGAUGAUGAAUCUUUGCGGUUACGCGCUGUCGAAAUGGAGUCCGUUUACGGUGACUACAAUACUGUGUGUGAUCUUCUUGAAAAAGCGGUUACUUUUUGUUCAAAAUCAGAGUCUUUGUGGCUCAUUUACGCCAAAAAACGGAAGGAUCAUGGUGAUGUUGAUGGGGCUCGUAAUGUUCUCGGCCGUGCAUUUGAACAAAACCCCAACAGUGAAGAGAUUUGGCUUGCAGCAGUCAAGCUUGAGUUCAUUAAUCAUGAGGAUGAACGUGCCCGGAAACUGCUGGCUCGAGCUCGCAUAGAAGCAGGAACACAACGUGUAUGGACAAAGUCAAUCUCUAUGGAACGUGUAUUGGGACAUCUUGAUAGUGCGUUUCAGCUCACUGAAGAGGCGCUUAAGCUGUUUCAGAAUCACGACAAGCUUUGGAUGAUGAAGGGUCAAAUGCUUGAAAGUCAACAAAAGGUUGAGGAAACUCGACAAACGUAUGCUGAAGCAGUUAAACACUGUCCUAAUUCAGUGAAUCUCUGGAUUCUGUUCAUUCAGUUUGAACGGAGAAAUACAUCAAUUGUUCGUGCUCGUGUGAUUCUUGAUCGUGCUCGUGUAAAGAACCCAAAGAACGAGUUGUUGUGGUUUGAGGCAAUCAAUAUGGAAGAAAGUGCCGGAAACAUGCCUCAGGUAAAAGCUGCACUGGCAAAAGCACUUCAAGAGUGUCCUUCUUCUGGUCUUCUAUGGUCGAAAGCUAUUUGGUUGGAACCAAGAGCACAGCGUAAAACACGAGCAACUGAUGCCUUGCGAAAAUGUGAGCAUAACGCUUUUUUGUUAUGCACUGUUGCCCGGAUUUUUUGGAUCGAAAGAAAAUUGGACAAGGCUCGCAACUGGUUUUUUAAAGCAAUUAAAGCCGACCAAGACAAUGGCGAUGUUUGGGCCUGGUUCUACAAAUUUAGUUUGGAAGUUGGUACUAAGGAGAACCAGGAGGAAGUCUUGACUAACUGCACGACAGCAGAUCCUCGUCAUGGUUAUUACUGGCCAAAAAUUACCAAGGAUAUCGGAAAUGCGAGGAAACCCAUUCGUGAACUUUUGACCAUAGCAGCUGAGUCGCUCUCACAAAAUGAAUAAAGAGUAACUGUCAAGUCAUCAUUGACGGCUUACGCUACUAUCAAUCUUUGUAGUUUCUUCAUGAUUUAAUGAACAUCUUAUAAAAAAAAUUACAAAUUUUAUUCGCAUUUCUGCUUUCCCUUAAUGUCUGUUAAAGUUACAACAAGCGUAGAACUAAUGCUAACUGUAGUUCCUAACCAAA